AUGGACAUUAUUGAAGAAAUAGGAAAGAACAAGAACAUCCGCGGGGCCUACCGCGGCCACUUCACAAAUUAUGAUCAAAGUUCUAUUCAACGAUUCCUCGAACAGAGAGGCAUGUUGCAUGUGAUAGGCAAAAAGGCAACGUUUAGAUAUGAUUCCAACUUCUGGACCAAUAAAAGCUCUUAUGUAAUUGUUCAUGGCCAGUCAGACUAUGAUGGUGCAAAGGAGACAAAACUUCCAACCUAUUGGACCAUGCCAUUACAAAGUCUUUGUCUUGGAAUGAAGACCAAACUACAUAGCAAGCCUAAAUGGAUUCUUUUGCAAAACAUUUUAAGGUCAAGUACGCUGUAUUCUAUGAUCGCAGACGAUAAAUACAGGAAGUUUGCUGUUGGUCGCAGUCAGUGGAAAUCCCUGCUUUCUGGCUCCUCUUUGCAGUAUGGUUGCAAUCAAGAAGGCUUUAAUUCCCUUACUGAUUCGGAUAAGUUUGCAAAAGUACGGAUUGGAAUAAUUGCGAACGAUAAUAAGCAUUGCACUAUGACAGACUCUCUGAUAGGAUUUGGCGCCCAUGGGAAUGACUGUAAUGUGACAACGGGAAACUGUGGCUGGACCAAUGCUGACAACGGGGAUAAGAAAAUCGCAGCCUAUGGUAUUAUCUUGGGUCGUUGAUGUCCAUACAAAUAAAAAUACACAAUUAAGAUCUAUUACUUGUUACAA
Molecule: messenger RNA, 711 nt
Organism: Exaiptasia diaphana
Lineage: Eukaryota; Metazoa; Cnidaria; Anthozoa; Actiniaria; Aiptasiidae
Exons: 4
Coding region: 1-663 (220 amino acids)
Source: RefSeq, a predicted model, not a curated record